UCAUAUUGCUAUCAAUACAGAAAUCUGCUCAAGCCAACGUCCAUGCACUAUAUAUAUAGCAGAACACUUGCUGUCCUUUUGUAUACUUCACUAAAGAAAGGCAAGUUCUGGUAUCUUGAGUAUUUGUAAGCUUGUGUCAUUUUCAUCAUCUAAACAGGUAAAUAGAAUAACCUUUCUUGUUUUCCAGGAUUAGCGCAACAGUGAGGCACAUUACCUAUGAAAUGGCUGAUUUCCAUUUGCGUGUGUGCAACUUGGCUGCAUAUUGCUUUUUUUUAUGCUGCUGCUGCUGCUUGCCCAAUAGUCUGCUUUGUGCCCCAACGGACCAACAAGAAAACCCUCCGAUUUCCAAGCAGCAUCCUUGUACCAUCCGAAAAACAUACUUUCUUCAGACUUUCAUGAAAAAAAAUAUUUUCACACUUGCAGAACAGGCACGCAUAAUGGACAAGGACACAGACAAUAAACUUUUUGGAAGCUAUCUCUUCUUUGGCAUUAAGGAGAAGGAUCACUGUUACUUAAUGAAAAAUGUGGUCAGUUCCAUUGUAGAGAAUGUUCUGCAUGACAAUUCCAAGAAAUAUCCCCAUAUUGAUAAUGCAAUUGUCUUUUUACUAAACAUACAGAAGGAUUUAGCAGGUUGUAAAUCUGAAGAAGAAGAUCAUAUUCGAAAAAAUGUUGAACAGAUGAUAAACAAAAUGAAAAUGAUGGGGCCCAAUGGAAAAAAUAAAGUAGUUGGUGAGCUGGACUUGCUGUUUGGCCAUCUAAGAAAAUGUACCUUACAAAGAAUGAAACCUCAUGUACAUAAAUAAACCGCACAAUGGAAAAGUGUAAUUGUGUAAGUUACUGAAGCUGGUUGUCAUUGCCAUCAACUGGUUACCUGCAACACCCACCAUCUAAUCUCUGUUUAAGUCACCAUUCAUA
Messenger RNA from Xenopus laevis (African clawed frog), 915 nucleotides. RefSeq names its product interleukin-22-like (gene il22.L). The transcript is spliced from 5 exons. Bases 222 to 803 code for a protein of 193 amino acids. NCBI's taxonomy places the organism in Eukaryota, Metazoa, Chordata, Amphibia, Anura, Pipidae. The record is from RefSeq and is a predicted model, not a curated record.